Ciona intestinalis (vase tunicate) is the source of this 1708-nucleotide messenger RNA. RefSeq names its product cytochrome P450 7B1-like. Gene Ontology annotation, biological process: cholesterol homeostasis; bile acid biosynthetic process. Lineage: Eukaryota; Metazoa; Chordata; Ascidiacea; Phlebobranchia; Cionidae. Gene Ontology annotation, molecular function: steroid hydroxylase activity; oxidoreductase activity, acting on paired donors, with incorporation or reduction of molecular oxygen; heme binding. The record is from RefSeq and is a predicted model, not a curated record.
UACACUUUGUAUCGUGCUCAGAAUCUUUUUUCUGAUUAGGUACCGAUACGCGAUACCCGUUUUAAGUGUCUCUGUGGUUAACCCAUCAGCGGUCUGAUGAUUCUAGAAGCUCUAACCACAGUAUUAGCCGCGCUAGUGUCUUCUUAUCUAAUUUGGUUAGUUGCAAAACGUAAGCAAAAAGAUGGCGAACCGCCUAUAGUCCCGUUUUGGAUACCGUGGCUAGGUUCUGGACUUCAAUACCAAAAGGACCCAAUUACGUUUUUAAGGAAACAGGAAAAGAAAUAUGGACCAAUAUUCACUGUUUUUAUGGGUGGAUCCUACUUUACAUUUGUCACUGACCCAUUUACCCAUCCAAUUAUAGCAAAAGAAAGCAAAGUCUUAAACUUCCGGAUCUGUACAAUCCCCACAAUUAAGAAAGUAUUUGAUUUUACAAGAAGAGGUGUGGAUGUCCCAACUAUGGGUGGUCUCAUGGUUAAGUAUAUGCAGGGUCACUGGCUUGAAACCUUAGUCAGUAAAAUGAUGGGAAACCUUCAGAAGGUUUUGCUUCAUGGAAGCUACAACAACACUGAAUGGGCAACAACUGGGCUGCUUCAUCUCGUUGAAACUGUCAUGUGCACUGCCGGUUUCAAAUCAUUAUUUGGGGAAUACCCAGCAUCCAGUGGUGUAGACAACAACAAGUUACAUCACAAGAUUGUUGAAGAUUUUGUUAAAUUUGACAAAGCUUUCCCAUUGUUGGUGCAAGGUCGACCAAUUUCAUCAUUAAAGGGUGUUAAAGAAAGUCGUGCAAAUAUGUGGAAAUUUUUUACCAUGGAUGAAAUCCAUAAGCGAGAGAUGGUUUAUGAGAUGGUGGAACAAUAUGCCAAGAAAUUGGAAGAAGAUCAGGAACUUGAACAACUGAAGAAGGAACUUUAUUGCGUUAACUGGGCAGCCAUGUCAAAUACACUGCUGUCUGCAUUUUGGGCUCUGUACUAUAUCCUCAAGCACCCAGAAGCCAUGGAAGCAGCUAAUGUUGAAAUACAAAGAAUGUUGAAAGAAACUUCACAGUGUGUGGAUGGAAAAAGUGAAAUUAACUUCACACGGGAUGACAUGGCGAAAAUGACAGUUUUAGACAGCAUUAUAAACGAAACUCUUCGAUUGGAUAUUUCAUCAUCAUUGUUACGACAAGCUUUGCAAGAUUACAAUCUUAAAGUUGUGAGUGCAGAUCGCUCAUACAAGAUAAGGAAAGGUGACAAACUAAUGACAUUGUUCCAACUUACCCAUUAUGACCCUGAGAUCUAUGAACAACCGGAUCAAUUUAAAUUUGACCGAUUUCUAAAUUCUGACGGGUCGCCAAAAACUGAUUUCUAUAAAAAAGGAAAAGUUGUUAAAUUUUUCCUUCAACCGUUUGGUAGUGGAGUAAGUAAAUGUCCAGGAAGAUAUUGGGCGGUCACCGAACUUAAACAGCUUGUCAUUCUCCUGCUUUUAUAUUUUGACUUCAAACUUAUAAAUCCAGAGCAAGAAAUCAAAAUGGAUCAAAUUCGGGUCGCGUUUGGAUCUUUACCCCCAAAUAUUGACCCACAAGUUCAAUUCAAACGCCGCGUGAUUGUUUAAUCAUUGAAACUUUAUUUCUUCUUUACUAUUUAAUCAGUUCUGUAUAUCUUCAAACUUUUGCAAAAUAAAUCUGUGAGCUGCAUUAUUUUUAGCCUUUAAAAUACAGCAAUUCUACAGC